Puntigrus tetrazona (Sumatra barb) is the source of this 6212-nucleotide messenger RNA. It is a transcript of the gene washc4, whose product is annotated as WASH complex subunit 4. NCBI's taxonomy places the organism in Eukaryota, Metazoa, Chordata, Actinopteri, Cypriniformes, Cyprinidae. Gene Ontology annotation, cellular component: WASH complex; endosome. The transcript is spliced from 33 exons. Gene Ontology annotation, biological process: endosome organization; endosomal transport. The record is from RefSeq and is a predicted model, not a curated record. The coding region runs from base 82 to 3603 and encodes 1173 amino acids.
CCCUCGCUGUGCAGUAAACCCCAAACAGACUGAGCUAAUGGCAGCUCUCUGAAAACCCCAGUCUGUGUCGUUUCUGUCAGGAUGGCCGUGGAUUCAUUAUCUCCUGAUUGGGAGUUUGAUCGCUUUGAUGAUGGGUCACAAAAAAUUCACACAGAAGUGCAGGUUAAAAACUAUGAGAAGUUCUUGGAGGAAUACUCCGCUCAGCUUCAGGGUAUUCAAGAAGCAUUGGACGACUCUGUCGGAGAUGUAUGGGACUUCACUCUGGACCCCAUCGCUUUGAAGCUACUGCCUUGUGAACAGUCCUCACUGUUGGAGCUUAUCAAGACAGAUAAUAAGGUGCUUAAUAAAGUUAUCACAGUGUAUGCAGCUCUCUGCUGUGAAGUUAAAAAGCUGAAAUAUGAGGCUGAAACCAAGUUCUACAAUGGCUUGUUGUAUUAUGGUGAAGGAGUGUCAGACAAUAGUGUGGUGGAGGGAGAGUCUCAGAUUCAGAUGGGCCGCUUCAUUUCUUUCUUACAGGAGCUGUCUUGCUUUGUGUCACGCUGCUUCGAAGUGGUGGUCAACAUGGUUCACCAGCUGGCUGCUUUGUACAACAGCAACAAGAGUGCAACAAAAAUCAUUGAGUCCACAGGUGUGCACUUUCAGACAGUGUACGAGCACCUGGGAGAACUUCUGGUGGUCCUCAUCACCCUGGACGAGAUCAUGGAGAACCACGCCACACUGAAAGAUCACUGGAAGAUGUACAAAAGGUUACUGAAAUCUGUCCAUCAUAACCCAGCUAAGUUUGCCAUUCCAGAGGAGAAACUAAAACCCUUUGAGAAGCUUUUACUGAAGCUAGAGGGGCAACUGUUGGACAGCAUGAUUUUCCAGGCCUGUGUGGAGCAGAGGUUUGAUGACCCAGGAGAAGGUGUAUCGGUUUCUAAAAACAGUGCCUUUGCAGAGGAAUUUGCGUACAAUAUCAGAACCAUUUUUGCCAACGUCGAAUCAAAGCUUGGAGAGCCGUCAGAGAUUGAUCAGCGUGAUAAAUAUACAGGCGUGUGUGGCCUCUUUGUGCUACACUUCCAUAUCUUCAGGACUGUGGACAAGAAGAUCUACAAAUCCCUGCUGGAUGUGUGUAAGAAGGUCCCUGCAGUGACAUUAGCAGCGAAUAUAAUCUGGUUUCCAGACACAUUUCUGAUAAACAAAGUCCCUGCAGCAGCUAAACUGAUGGACAAGAAGAGCAUCCAGAGCAUCCGGAGCAGCAAGGAUUCAUUCCUUCAGCAAAAGGCGCAGACACUAAUGAAGGACAUGCAGUCCUACUAUAUAUUCGUCACCUCCUGGAUGAUGAAGAUGGAGUCUAUAUUAUCAAAAGAACCGAAACCAGACAAACUGUCUGAGGAUUUGAGCAACAGGUGUAAUAUCUUUGUGCAGGGAAUCCUGUAUGCUUACAGCAUCAGCACCAUCAUCAAGACCACUAUGAACAUGUACAUGUCCAUGCAGCGGCCCAUGACCAAGACCUCGGUGAAAGCCCUAUGCCGAUUGGUGGAGCUGUUAAAAGCUGUGGAGCACACGUUCUACCGGCGCUCUCUGGUUGUAGCAGAUUCUGUUUCUCACAUCACGCAGCAGCUGCAGUCUCAGGCUCUGGCCUCCAUCUCGACUGCUAAGAAACGCGUGAUCUCUGAUAAGAAGUACAGCGAGCAGAGGCUGGACGUGCUGUCGGCUCUGGUUCUGGCUGAGAACACUCUGAACGGGCCCAGCACCAAAGAGAGGAGGCUGAUCGUGUCUCUGGCUCUCAGUGUUGGCACUCAAAUGAAAACCUUCAAGGAUGAGGAGCUCUUGCCUUUACAGCUUGUGCUGAAAAAGCUGGACUUAAUCAGUGAAUUAAGAGAGCGGGUCAAAGUGCAAUGCGACUGCAGUUUCUUGUACUGGCAUCGUACAGUUUUUCCUAUCUAUCUGGAUGAUGUGUACGAAAAUGCUGUGGAUGCGGCCAGAAUUCAUUACAUGUUCAGUGCGCUCAGAGACUGUGUGCCCACCAUGUUGCACGCCAAACACAUGGAGUCAUGCGAUCAGCUGCUAGAGUGUUACGACUCUGAGAUCAUGGAAAUCCUCAAUGAGCACCUGCUGGACAAGCUGUGUAAGGAGAUCGAGAAGGAUCUGCGCUUGUCUGUGCACACACACCUCAAACUGGACGAUCGAAACCCUUUCAAAGUGGGCAUGAAGGAUCUGGCUCACUUUUUCUCUCUCAAGCCCAUUCGCUUCUUCAAUCGUUUCAUCGACAUCAAAGCCUAUGUGACUCACUAUCUAGACAAGACGUUUUACAACUUGACGACCGUGGCUCUUCAUGACUGGGCCACGUACAGCGAGAUGAGGAACCUCGCCACUCAGCGCUAUGGUUUGGUGAUGACCGAGGCGCAUCUCCCCAGCCAAACUCUGGAGCAGGGCCUUGACGUCCUGGAGAUCAUGAGAAACAUUCACGUCUUUGUCUCGCGCUACCUCUACAACCUAAACAACCAGAUCUUCAUUGAGAGGACCAGCAACAAUAAGCACUUAAACACCAUUAACAUCCGCCACAUCGCCAACUCCAUUCGCACUCAUGGAACCGGUAUCAUGAACACAACGGUGAACUUCACCUAUCAGUUCCUCCGCAAGAAGUUCUACAUUUUCAGUCAGUUCAUGUACGACGAGCACAUCAAAUCCAGACUCAUCAAAGACAUCCGCUUCUUCAGGGAAACCAAGGAUCAGACCGACCAGAAGUACCCCUUUGAUCGAGCAGAGAAGUUCAACCGUGGCAUCAGGAAGCUGGGUCUUACUCCGGACGGUCAGAGCUACCUGGAUCAGUUCAGACAGCUCAUCAGUCAGAUCGGAAAUGCGAUGGGUUAUGUGCGCAUGAUUCGGUCCGGAGGGCUGCACUGCUGCAGCAGCGCUAUCAGGUUUGUUCCUGAUUUAGAGGACAUUGUUAACUUUGAGGAGCUUGUGAAAGAGGAAGGCCUUUCUGAAGAGACGCAGAAAGCCGCCAGCCAACUAGACUGUGUUCUCAGCGACCUGACCAGUAACUCGGCCGAGGGAACGGAGUACUUUAAGAUGCUGGUGGGGGUUUUCGCACCAGAGUUUCGCAGCAUCAAAAACAUGCACUUGAGGAACUUCUACAUGAUCGUUCCUCCUCUGACGGUAAACUUCGUGGAACAUUCCAUCAGCUGCAAAGAAAAGCUAAACAAGAAGAACAAAGGUGGAGCUGCGUUUACAGACGACGGAUUCGCCAUGGGAGUCGCCUACAUCCUGAAGCUUCUGGACCAGUAUCAGGAGUUCGACUCGCUUCACUGGUUCCAGGCUGUGAGGGAAAAGUAUGUGAAGGAAAUGAACGCGGUGGUGAAGGAGCAAAACGUUCAGUCCACCAGCCAAGAUGAGAAGCUCAUGCAGACCAUGAACCUGACGCAGAAGAGACUGGACGUAUAUCUGCAGGAGUUCGAGCUGCUCUAUUUCUCUCUGAGCAGUGCUCGGAUCUUCUUCAGAGCUGAUAAAACGGCAGCCGAGGAGACCCAGGAGAAGAAAGACAGAGAGGAAGCUGCCAAAGCUGGUCCAGGUUCCUCAACGAUCGAGGGUCCUCCUGGGGAAAGCGGUGCCAAGUAAAGCUAGCUAGGAUCUUGAACGAUAUAAAUCACUUGAACAGCGUGGAUUAGCUCCAGAGGAGGUUAUAAACAUUGACCCUCCAGCCACCACGCUCUUCUGGAGUCUGUACAGCUGCUUAAACUCACUUUGGCGCUACGCCACCUGCACUCAUUCAACUGAACCGACUGUGGAUCGGACCAACACUUCGGUUUUACAUCACGAUUGUUUGAUGUAUCGACAAAGAUGUUCAACAGCUGUUUUGUCAAGCAUUAUGUGGUCGUGUAAUAUCAAGAAAUGUGAUUGGUAGAUUAAUGUGUCUAGUUGUUUUGGGGGGGUUUCUUAAAGGGAUAGUUCUUCCAAAAAAAGAAAAUUCUGUCAUUAAUUACUCUCCCUCAUUUUUUCCCAAACCUGUAAGACUUUCAUUCAUUAUAAGAACACAAAUUAAGAUAUUUGAUGAAAUCCAGAAGCUAUGAGGCCCCUCAUAGACAGCAACAAGAUGAACAAAGGUCUUAUGGGUUUGGAACGACAUGGGAGAGUAAUUAAUGACAAGAUUCUUUUGGUGAAAUUAAGCAAGUGUCCUAUUGAUUGUUUUGGGGUUUUUUUAUAUAUAUAUAUAAAUAAUUUAAAAUAAUUGAAUGUCAUAUUGAUUGUUAGGAACAAAUAUUUUUAUAGUAUAAACUGGCCUUUAGGAUUUUUUUUUUUUUUAGCUUAAGAAAUUUAAAAAGGAGAUUCAAAGAACUAAUAUUAUUUCACCCAAAAAUGAAGAUUUUGUCAUGUCUUUUCAAACCUGUGUGAUUUAUUUUGCAGGAUUAUAUAUCUUUCCACAUUGCUCAGAAGGAAAAUCACACAUUUUUGUGAUUACAAGAGCUAACCAUGUCAGGCUUUUCAUUUUUGGGAGAACUCUCCAUUUAAAGUUGAAUUAGAGAAAUGAUUAUAGUUUACUUGUCAAGAGUACUAAUUUACUUCACUAAUGAUUUUCUGGCCAAAACCCAUUCGGUGCCGUAUUUUUUGAUAUCUGAAAUAUGUAGACUAUAAAAUGUAGCACAGUAACAUAUUCUGUUUAGUCUAUUUGUGCUGUCUGAAAUAUAUCAGUGUCUGACAGUAAAAAACACAUGAAUUGCCCUCAAGCACUGUGAUGGAGGAAGUUGAAUUGCACUUGCCUUAAAGCUGCUGCUGUUAACAGUAUUCAUGAUCGCUCUCUACACAGCAGUUUCUUCGCGCCAAUGACGUUCCUUCUGAUUUUCUUGCCUAUACUGACCUUUUGUAAGUAAAGUGUGUGUUAACCUCAUGCCAUCUUUAUUAAAAGACCUGAAAAAAAAAGCACACGUCUGUUCACGUAAACAGGAAAAAGCGAGAGCUUCAGGAUCACUCAUGCAUUGCAGGCACACAUACAACAUGCUUGUACCGAACACCCCCUUCCCACACAGAGUCCAAACACGGGUUCAGGAAAGCCGUUCUGCUUUAUUACAAAGAAAGGGAGCUUUAAAGGUGGUCAGAAAAUACAAGAUUGGUCUGUUUUUCGUACUAUGGGUUUUCCCUUUCCUACGAAAUGCUUCUAUUCAAAUAGCUGCAGCUGAAAUGUCUCCACCCCCUUGUUUUGUUUAGUUUUUUUCUCAAUACAGAUGUCCUCGCUCUGGCCUUCCGUGUCGCCUUUAUUCGUUAAGUUGAAUUGGUCUUUAAGUGCACAGGGUAACAAACGUGAUCCCCCGUCUGGCAGCUCAACAUACUGUUCACUAAUUUUUUUUGUCUUUUUGCGGUUUGUUUUUUUUUUUUUUUGCUUCUACCACAUAAUGCCAUAUCUGUUCACCUCCUAAAAACGAGGUCAAGCAUAGGUACUUCUUCCAAAAUAGACGCCAUGUAUAUAUAUAUAUAGAUACAUCUAUCUAUAUAUAUCAUAUAUAUACACAUUCAUACAUACAUAUCUUUAUUCAUGUGAUGUCAAAAAAUUAAAAAAAUGUACACGUUUAUUACAAAAUCGUAACAAAGACUGAAAAGGGUUCGUAUUCAUUCUGGAACAAUGUUUCUCGGUAAGCUCACAACCGCCUGGUCCACGGGUUGUGCCCAACAACGGUCACUGAAACAGUCUGAUUGGGAUUUAUUGACGCUAAGCAGAAAACACCUCACCGGAUGAGCAAAAGAAACGGGAAAUGAAAGAAAACGGGGGGAGGGGGGGGGAAACGAAAAAAAGCACCUCCUUGAUGUUAAUGACAGGGCCACGCGUCCUUCCAGACGACGACGGGAGCGCAGCGAGUUUUCCCACAUUUAAAAAAAAAAAGCAGAAAACAAUUUUUGUGUUCUUUUAUUACUAAAUAGUGCAACAAUGAACAUUGCAUUUUCUUUUGCCCUUGUGUAUUCACAUGUAUUGGAUUUGUCUUUGUGUCUGUCCUGUUUGUUAGAGCAGCGCGCUUCGGAAAACAAAGCGCGGACUGCGUUUUUUUUUUCUCUUGAAUACCAAUGGAUGUGUUUGUGUGCUGUACUGCAACUUCAAAGACUCCAGGCAAACACCAAAAGGGGCUUUCCCUCAGAGGAGUAAACAAAACAUUGACCCUGCUCGAAAUGAAAUGGAGGGAGAAGAAGGAACAAAAAAAAAAAAAAAAAAAAAAAAAAAACGUAAGAGGGGAAUUUAAAAA